This is a messenger RNA of Tripterygium wilfordii, 933 nucleotides long. RefSeq lists its product as uncharacterized. The record is from RefSeq and is a predicted model, not a curated record. Lineage: Eukaryota; Viridiplantae; Streptophyta; Magnoliopsida; Celastrales; Celastraceae. The transcript is spliced from 4 exons. Bases 195 to 644 code for a protein of 149 amino acids.
GAGUAGUUAUUAUUUGGAAGAUGUUAGUUGAUUUUUAGGCUGGGUUUUAAGUGACAAAGUGCAGAUUUUUAGGCUGGGUUUUGGGCCUCGCAACACCUUGGAAUGAUGGCCCAGUAAAGGUGUAUUGUAAAGUGUAAUGUUCUUUGCGAAACGACGCCGUUAAUAAUACUGGGCCAAUAGAGACACAUGAUGCUAUGAGUUGGGUCGGCCCAUUAAAGCCCAAUCAUAAACACCAAUUCGGCCCACCGAGUCCCCAAAUCGAAGGCUAUUUAUGCCAUUUCGUUGCGCGUAAAACCGCGUCACGCAAGUGCACACAAUGCGCGCCAUCAAAACUUUCAGAAUUCAGAUUCUUCUCACAUUUUGAAAAGCAGCUGCGACACCGUCUCAACCUGUUCCGAGUCCUGAAGAAUCUGAACCGAAGCUCUCCGCUCUCGUUUAUGAUAUGUCACAACACAUCCAGAUUGCAGUGGACAAACAUGAGCAAGAUGAUAAAUGAAACUGAGCAAAAUUCAGCCGGAAUAAUGGAAGAGAUAGGGAAGUGCAAAGACUCUGCUCUUGAAAGGAAGAAGGACUUGGAGGAGAAGAAGGAAAGAUUUCAGAAAGCUGCUUACACAGUUCUAGACAUGCUUAGCCGCAGAGACUAAAAACUGAUACAAAAAUGUUUGUUCACUUGACUGUGUAGAAGGUGUGGGCGUGUGGCUACUCCAUGGAGGUUCCUGUGCUGCUGUGUCAUCGACAUUGUCGACAUUCGGUGAGAUACUUUCUUUUCUGAAACUUUUUUUAUUAUGGGUCGUUCUUUGGAUCCGGUGUGUUCCACCUUAAACAGACUUCAAAUAACCAAAUAUGAUAAUUACUGUAUCUAGAGGAUGUGUUAGUUUAACAAUCUAGAACAGGCAAUUUCCUGUUCAUUUUAAGAUAAUUCAUUUAACGCCA